AUGCUGAAGAAGCAACGCAGCAAUACCUCCCUCAUCAAGCUCUUCCCAAGGAACUUCAUUGAAGUUAUGGAUUCAUCACCCAAAUCCUUGAAGGCACUUGAUCAGAAAUGUCAUCUUAUGGAGCAAACACCGGAUUAUGAUUAUGGUGUUGACAGAGUUUCCGAUUUGCCAGACGACAUACUUUGUCACAUACUAUCUUUUCUUCCCACAAGAUUUUCAGCGGCUACUACGUUCUUGUCAACUAGUAAUGGUAAAUAUGAGGUUGUGUUCGAUACCCCAGCUCUUAGUGUCCUCGAGUACUAUAAUGUUGUAGGCCACGCCUAUUCUUUAAAGAACUGGGGCGGUCUCUGUGAAGCUCACCUAGACCUUUGGGUCACUGAGGAACAAUGGGAAGAAGGUAGAUGGAAUUACUGCCAAAAUAUAGCAGAGUUCGUUGCAGCAUGCUCUGGUGUAGCCACUUUGUCCUUAUCUCAGAGUUGCAUAGUGGUGAGUGAGCUUCCUUUACUCUUUCAUGCUUUAAUCUCAUCUUCAGUAAGUAAAAUAUUUUGGAUUGCUUUAUUUUGA
Molecule: messenger RNA, 564 nt
Organism: Ilex paraguariensis (yerba mate)
Lineage: Eukaryota; Viridiplantae; Streptophyta; Magnoliopsida; Aquifoliales; Aquifoliaceae
Source: the annotation of a GenBank genome assembly